GCCAUUUGUCAUUCAAAGUUGAGUUUUGCAUGGAGAAUGAUGAAAUCGAAUGUUCACCCGGUAUCAAUGUACGUCUCGCCUUGAUCUCAAUCGGUGACUAAACACUUCCGAUAGCGUUCAUGAGAAAUACCUGUCAGAUGAUCACUCGUCUUACAGAGCCUGAGCGCCGAGCGCUCUCGGACUGCAUGACUCCGCCACUGGACAUGCGUUAAAAUUGCUGUAUUUUCAUCGGCUCCGCCGCGUCACGGGCCGUCCGCCUGAUACUAAUGGCUAGUAUUAAAGCCAUGCCAUCUUAGUCCUGUAGCAUCUCAUCCUGCCAGUGGUUUCCAUCGAAUCAUGCUCAACUUCCCUUGGGCUCGACGUAUCCUACCUCGAACUGGCACGCAGAAAGAGAGAACGCCGUUUCUUGAACGAAGACUUGGGGUAUGGCGCAUACUGAUCGCCGCUGACGAAUCAUCAUCAUUCAGGCUCCCCAAUCUUCAAUGGGGUGUUGUAUCAACACACUUCCCCCUGUUGAUUCGCGCAUACAAGGAUUUUCACUCUGUCAGUCCAAAGUUGUUUUGGCUCCUGAUGGUUACAAAUCUCUGGUAUGCGAUUGAGGACCCACUGUCCCUCUAUUUCUCAAACCGCCUUUUACUUCUUAUCCAACGCUCUGUUUUGGAAGGCAAGAUUCACACGAGUCUCGACAAAGAUCUAUGUAUAGCCAUCAUCGCCCGAGCUUCAUGCUCCGCGUUCAGCGGAUUUGUGCAGUGGGCUUCCAAUGGUGUAAAGGAUCAAUACCGCAUGCUCGUCUGUUACCGAUUUCAAGAGUGGUUGCUGCGAGCAAAUCUUGCGCGUGACAUUGAGGCAUCUCAAGAUAACGAGGCGGGUCUUACAGUCAACACUAAGCAAGUGUUUUACUGCCUUGUACGAUUAAUCGAUCUUGGAAAGGAGAUUAUUUCGUUUCUACUCCAAUUGCGAUUAUUGCUGCAUCUCCUGGGCUCCGAAUUUGCGAGUGCUGGACUUGCCUCGAUCGUAAUGUGUUUUUUGCCCCUGAUAUUGGACAAUAUGUGGGACAAUGAACUCUGGAGCAAAGCUUACGUGAAACAGGCAGUCAAUGACGACUAUUUGCGGCAAGAGGCCUUGACCUCACUUGCAAAACAUACAUACAAAGCUGAGGUGAUGGGAGGUAACUUAUCAGGUUAUCUUUUAAAUGGUCGUGUAUUGAGUAUCUUUGAGUUUCAAAAUCACUCACAUAAACUCUUAGAGUACCAGAAGGUGCACGAUGCACUUAGUCACAUACCUAACGGAGACGUCGAGGAUCUGUGGAAAAGAUCAACGACUGCUUUGCCUAGUAUGUUCUCGAACCUCUGCAAUGACGGACCCAUGCUCUAUAUCGGGCUGUUGGCCCUCAUGAAUCCAAGUCAGGUAUCUGUCGUUCAGCUAGCUAUGCUAGAACAAGCUGCCACACGUCUUCGAUACACAUUUUCCUUCGCCAAGCACAUCAUUAGCCUUUAUCCGACUGAAUUGGCUGGCUUGAAGAAUUUCUACAGACUUCUCGAUCUUAAGAACAAGAUGAAAGAUGGUUGUAUGCCGUAUUCACCGGCAGCCGGUUCUUCGGGUCUCUCGUUAGAAGUUCGAAACGUAUCGUUUAACUAUCCGGGCGCCAAGUCAGAAAGAGAUGCAUUGAAGGAUGUUUCUUUUUCGAUAAAAGCAGGUCAAUUGGUGGUCAUCGUCGGCGCAAACGGCUCAGGAAAAUCGACCAUACUCAAACUUCUGACUCGCUACUACGACACUACCUCAGGCACUGUCUUAAUCGAUGGAAAUCCCAUCGAAGACUAUCGAAUUGCAGACUUGCGGUCUGUGACAGCCAGUCUAACGCAGGAGCACACCUUAUUCCCCCUCUCUAUGAGCGAGAACAUCGGGAUCGGGUCACCAUCAUCUGUAACAAAUCUCGACAAGAUUGCUCAAGCUGCGAAGUUAGCUGGUGCUCAGGACGUUAUCAAGAACUUCACCGACGGAUAUGACACUGUCCUCGAACCUGUCAAGACCGCCCAUCUUAGCUAUACAGGGAGGGGGAACGAGGUCCUAAAAAAUGAGUACGAGAAGAUGGAGAAAACAACAAACGUGUCUGGUACGUCUCAUUUACUAGGAUGGUGCGUGUACUAAUGACGCUUAGGCGGAGAGAAACAAAGACUGGUUGCCUCCCGGACGUUUAUGCGUAUGCUGUCCGAGGACAUCAAGUUUGUUAUAGUCGACGAGCC
This is a messenger RNA of Suillus fuscotomentosus, 2243 nucleotides long. RefSeq lists its product as uncharacterized. Gene Ontology annotation, biological process: transmembrane transport. The coding region runs from base 337 to 2148 and encodes 603 amino acids. The record is from RefSeq and is a predicted model, not a curated record. Gene Ontology annotation, molecular function: ATPase-coupled lipid transmembrane transporter activity; ATP hydrolysis activity; ATP binding. Lineage: Eukaryota; Fungi; Basidiomycota; Agaricomycetes; Boletales; Suillaceae. The transcript has 9 exons.